UUUAGCUUGUGAAACACAAAAUCUACUCUGUUUUCUUCAAGUCUCCAAUGGCAACUUCGAACGUGAAACAAGCCAUGGGCGAUCUAAACAAGGAAUCGUUUGUCUCACUUCUAGCAAAGAUCAUAGGAGAAUCCAAGUUCCUUCAAAACAACCCUCCAGAACUGAUCCCACAAGAAGACAAGGUGGUGAACCAUUUACUAGAUUGUCUCAAACCUUACAGCACAGCAACUGGGGGAGGUCCUUUAGUUAUUAACCAUGUUACUUAUUUCCCUGGAAGAGGCAAUCUCAUUGUGGAAUAUCCUGGGACUGAGCCUGGCAAAAUCUUGUCUUUUGUUGGUAUGCAUAUGGAUGUUGUCACAGCUAACCCUAAUGAUUGGGAUUUUGAUCCUUUCUCGUUGAGCAUUGAAGGUGACAAACUUCGUGGCCGGGGAACUACUGAUUGUUUGGGACAUGUUGCCCUUGUAACUGAACUAAUGAAGAGACUUGCUGAGACAAAACCAAUGUUAAAAUCAACUGUUGUUGCAGUAUUUAUAGCCAAUGAAGAGAACUCAGCAAUAACUGGAGUCGGUGUUGACGCACUAGUGAAGGCUGGUCUGCUUGAUAAGCUGAAGGGAGGUCCACUUUUCUGGAUUGAUACAGCUGAUAAGCAACCUUGCAUUGGUACCGGUGGUAUGAUACCCUGGAAACUCCAUGUGACGGGGAAGCUUUUUCACAGCGGUUUAGCACACAAGGCUAUAAAUGCAUUGGAGCUAGGCAUGGAAGCACUUAAAGAAAUCCAACUACGGUUUUAUAAAGACUUUCCUCCUCAUCCGAAAGAGCAAGUAUACGGAUUUGCUACACCAUCAACCAUGAAACCAACACAAUGGAGUUAUCCAGGUGGUGGAAUCAAUCAAAUUCCUGGAGAGUGUACAAUAUCAGGGGAUGUCAGGUUAACUCCUUUCUACGAUGUAAAUGAUGUAAUGAAAAAGCUACAAGAAUAUGUAGAUGACAUAAAUGAAAAUAUAGGCAAGCUAGACAUACGGGGUCCAGUUUCAAAGUAUAUCCUCCAUGAUGAAAACAUUAGAGGAAGCCUUACUUUGACUUUUGAUGAGGCAAUGUCUGGAGUUGCUUGUGAUCUUGAUUCUCGUGGAUUCCACGUAUUGUGCAAAGCUACUAAAGAGGCAGUUGGGCAUGUGAAGCCUUACUCAAUUACUGGAAGUCUGCCUCUCAUUCGAGAGCUGAAAGAUGAAGGUUUUGAUGUUCAAACGGCUGGCUAUGGUUUAAUGGCAACGUAUCAUGCCAAGAAUGAGUACUGCCUUCUUUCGGACAUGUGUGAAGGCUAUCACGUUUUUACGAGCAUCAUCGCUGAAUUAGAGGACUGAAUACAGUAGAUUAUAUAUGAACUAAAUAAGAAUCGUUAUUGUUCUCCCAUCAAUUAUAUGACAUGUGAACUGUUUGUAUGAAUAUUUCCAUACAGGGUGCCUACUGCACAAAGUUUGCUGUUUGUUUACUGGGGUUUUAGUUAUUUCUGUUGCUUUUUACGUGAAUUUGUAUGUAGGAAACUUGGCUCAAGAUGACUUAAAGGUUUAA
Hibiscus syriacus is the source of this 1569-nucleotide messenger RNA. Its product is annotated as acetylornithine deacetylase-like. Gene Ontology annotation, molecular function: hydrolase activity. Lineage: Eukaryota; Viridiplantae; Streptophyta; Magnoliopsida; Malvales; Malvaceae. Bases 48 to 1361 code for a protein of 437 amino acids. The record is from RefSeq and is a predicted model, not a curated record. The transcript is spliced from 10 exons.